GCAGUCUGGACCCCACGUGCGGGCCGGAAGAGGCGCGUGUUUUCUGGUUCCUGCCCCCGCUGAGAGAUUAUCUACCUGGCGUCCCUUGCCCCAAGCAGUGGACUGACUGGGAUGAUACCUGGGGAAGCUCCUGAGUCUGCCCAGUGCUUAUGCUCUACCCUUGCCAGCUUGAAUGCUAAGGAUGUGCUUCGGAAACGGCAUAAGAGGGGGAGCCGACAGCACCAGCGGUUCAUGGCCCGGAAGGCCUUGCUGCAGGAGCAGGGGCUGCUGAGCAUGCCCCCAGAGCCAGGGGCCUCCCCACUGCCCACCUCGUCGGGGGUCGCUGCCAGCAGCAGAAAGCAGCAUCCAAGGCCUGCGUCUGGCAGCCCCCAGUGCAGCAGAAGUCCUGCCCCCAGGGAAGCCUCAGGGCCCUUGCCCAGCAAGUACGUGGCUAUUGACUGUGAGAUGGUGGGCACAGGCCCCCGAGGGCGGGUGAGCGAGCUGGCCCGCUGCUCCGUGGUGAGUUACCACGGUGAUGUCCUCUAUGACAAGUACAUCCGGCCUGAGAUGCCCAUCGUUGACUACCGCACUCGCUGGAGUGGCAUCACUCGGCAGCACAUGCGCAAGGCCAUCCCCUUCCAGGUGGCCCAGAAAGAGAUCCUUAAGCUUCUGAAGGGCAAGGUGGUGGUGGGGCACGCCCUGCACAAUGACUUCCAGGCCCUCAAGUACGUCCACCCUCGGAGCCAAACCCGGGAUACCACCUACGUCCCAAACCUCCUCAGCCCACCCGGUCCCCACACCCGAGCCCGGGUCUCUCUGAAGGACCUGGCCCUGCAGCUACUGCACAAGAAGAUCCAGGUGGGCCAGCACGGGCACUCAUCUGUGGAAGAUGCCACGACAGCCAUGGAGCUCUACCGGCUGGUGGAAGUGCAGUGGGAACAGCAGGAGGCCAGCCGUCCUUGGGGCCACCCAGAGGACAGAGAGCUUGACAGCAGCACAGACAUGGAGCAGUACAUGGAGGACCAGUACUGGCCUGAGGACCUGGCCCAGGGGAGCAGUGGAGGAGGGAGGCAGAUGCAAGACCAGGACGGAAAGGAGUGAGAGGACAGGGAGCUCUCAGGUUGUCCUUCCCAGUGUGUGUGUGGAGUGGAUACUGGCAGGAGAGCCCUGGGUGCUUCAUCCUGGACAGGGCAGGAUACAGCCAGCCGGCCCCAGGGCCAGAGGCGUUAGGAUCUUCUGUUGGUUAUGUCUCCUGACACCUGUGGUUUUGCUAAUAGCACUUUGUAAGUUCCAUGGAGAAGUCAGGUAGACAUCUCCUAGGACCCACCCCCAACCCAAAUCAGCUGAGUCAUAUGCUGUGCUAUCUGAAAGGAUAAUUCCCCCGCCUUGGGUGUUGGGUGGAGGUGUCAGUACCCUGGAGCUCCCUUAACUCAGUGACUUGGAGUAAAGUUCUGUCCAUGAUGUGCCACCUACCUCUUUGUCCAGAGUCAUGUUCAGGUUCUGAAUAAAUGUGCCCUGAAGUUAAUGUUAAGGCCUCUAAAGGAGAUAGUUCAUACUCCUUAAACUCUGGCUACAGCCAUUGUGGGAACUUAGUGUUCUGCUUGGCCUUUCACCUCUUGCUAGGCUGUGAUGGAAUAACAGAGGCCAUGGACCCCAGUAGGGACCUGGCCCCUUCAUGUACUUGAUAUCAGAAGUCAGGAAAGAUGGAAAGCAAAUAAGCUUUGGGUAAGAAAGCUUAUAUUUGUUUGGACCUAAAUCAGGGGAUGUCCCCUGUUCACCCAGCACUACACUCUGUUAACCAAAAGCCUGGGAAACAAGACAGUGGCUUGAAUUCUGUGACCCCUGUGCUGGAAUGGGCCUGACUUUUAUUUAUUUAUUAAGAAUAGGGCUGCUGAUCUCUAAGGGGGGUAGCCUCCAUGUGUCCCCUGGGAAUGGGGCCGGGUGUUGUCAGCUGUGCUGGGUCCCUGAGCCUCGUGUGCUGCCCUCUCAGCUCUUUGAUGAUCACUACAGCUGUUGGGUUUUCUUCUAAUUUCUGAAAAUGUUCUCUUUCCUUGUUUCUUGAGGGGUAAUUUUGAGGUACUGGGGGAACCAAGAGCUCAGGUUACACAGACCUUUGACUUCCUUCUUUGCUUGCCACUUAGCUUGAGACCUCAGGCAAGCAUGCGGCUUUGCCCUGUGCAGUGCUGAGUGCUCAGCACCGUGCUGUGCACAUGAGGGCCACAGCCAGCAUGGCUGCUAUUGGUGCUCCAGGGACUAGUUUUGGCCUCUUCAGGAUAACACCUGAACACUGCUAGGGCCCUCAGGUUGAGCAGCCAUGGCCCUGGCAGAACUGUGCUUGCCUGGCUGUUCAGUAGGUGGGUUGUAGACUGGGGUGAGGACACAGCAGGGAGGUUCAGGGUUAUCCCUGUGUCUUGUCUGUUGUAGGAGGUGACAAUAAGUAGAGCAGGAUAAUGAGGACACUGCUGGGAUCACACUGCCCCACCCUUCAGGCAAAGUUACCACUCUGUGCAGACUACAGUCCUUGGCUCCCACACUGUGGGCACACUGAGGAGCUGGCUGAGUCAAUCGCCACUUCUAGCCUGGCUCUAAGACUUUGUUCUGUGUUCCUUAAAAGUCUGUAGUGACGCCAAACUCAAAGCUGGGUCAGAGGGUUGAAGGAAGAUGAAGCUGUUCCCUGUGGGGAGAUGUGCUGUUUAAAGUUAGCCUGGUAGUAACACCGUUUGCUCUGGAAUAAAAUUCGAUUAGAAAAGUGA
Molecule: messenger RNA, 2732 nt
Organism: Otolemur garnettii (small-eared galago)
Lineage: Eukaryota; Metazoa; Chordata; Mammalia; Primates; Galagidae
Gene: AEN
Product: apoptosis enhancing nuclease
Exons: 4
Coding region: 112-1080 (322 amino acids)
Cellular component (GO): nucleus
Molecular function (GO): nucleic acid binding; exonuclease activity
Source: RefSeq, a predicted model, not a curated record